GUUCGAGGUCAGGUAUAAAUAAAUAUUAUCGUCAUACCGAAAACCCUAAAGCUACGCUUUUGUUUUAGCUAGUUGUUGCAGCCGUCAGGAGCAGAGAAGCGAAUCAGCUAUGGGCAAAGUUCACGGGUCACUGGCGCGUGCCGGUAAGGUGAGAGGGCAGACUCCGAAGGUAGCGAAGCAAGAUAAGAAGAAGAAACCCAGAGGACGUGCUCACAAGCGUCUUCAGCACAAUCGCCGUUUCGUUACCGCCGUUGUUGGUUUCGGUAAGAAGAGAGGACCCAACUCUUCCGAGAAGUAGAAGGAUAAAUUUGCUUGAAAGAAACUCUUUCUUCUUUGCUAUUUUGAAUCCUUCGGGAUGUUUUCUUUGUUUGUUUUAAGUCAUGUUUCUCUGGAACUUGUGUUGUAACUCUAUGCAAUGAAAUAGGACCGUUUACUUUUC
Raphanus sativus (radish) is the source of this 439-nucleotide messenger RNA. RefSeq names its product 40S ribosomal protein S30. Bases 110 to 298 code for a protein of 62 amino acids. Gene Ontology annotation, biological process: translation. Lineage: Eukaryota; Viridiplantae; Streptophyta; Magnoliopsida; Brassicales; Brassicaceae. Gene Ontology annotation, cellular component: ribosome; cytosolic small ribosomal subunit. Gene Ontology annotation, molecular function: structural constituent of ribosome. The record is from RefSeq and is a predicted model, not a curated record. The transcript has 3 exons.